Penicillium digitatum Pd1 is the source of this 147-nucleotide messenger RNA. The record is from RefSeq and is a predicted model, not a curated record. Lineage: Eukaryota; Fungi; Ascomycota; Eurotiomycetes; Eurotiales; Aspergillaceae.
AUGCAAAGCACUGUGCCUCGGACUUACCAUGUACGAUCGACCGGGAGAGCGGUAAAAUGGAUCUUGACGUUCGCAUUCAAGGGGGAUGACUGUGACCAUUUCGAGUGGAGGCUUCAGGCUCAGGGCCAAAAAGAGAAAGUGGAUUAA